Drosophila serrata is the source of this 3423-nucleotide messenger RNA. RefSeq names its product Mucin 11A (gene Muc11A). NCBI's taxonomy places the organism in Eukaryota, Metazoa, Arthropoda, Insecta, Diptera, Drosophilidae. Gene Ontology annotation, molecular function: chitin binding. The record is from RefSeq and is a predicted model, not a curated record. Gene Ontology annotation, cellular component: extracellular region.
ACCAAACACAUCCCAAACACACACACGACGACAACGACAACGAUGACAACGAACCGAUCCGCCAGAUUUCUGGUGUUGCUAGUGCUAACCUCGCUGGUAGCCAGCCAUCAGGCGAAUGCAGCCGCCGCGGGACUCAAGUGCGGCGGCAAGAGCGCCGUCUGCGUGGGUCCCCUUUCGUAUCAGGAUUGCCUGGACGAUGUCACCACUGGGCCAGUGAUUCCCUGCGAGCCGAACACUCGCUGCGUCACCGAGGGCCUUCAGAUCUGUGUCCCAGUGAAGUCGGCUGCCGCCGAGGCACCCACAGCUGCUGUGGCCAAGAUGGUAACCAUCACCGACAGCCCCGUCAGCGAGUCUGCUCCGCUGGUGGAUGCCUCCAGCUCUGGAGGUGUCGCCGGCAGUGAGAUCUCCACCGAGGGACCGAGUGUCGCAUCUAGCGCUGCUGUUGAUACAACACCAGCUCCGGAGGUGACAACCGCCGCACCGGUAGAGACCACCCAGAUUCCUGCCGAGACCACCACUAUCGGUGCCAUCGAGGAGACCACGAUCACAAUUCCCGGUGGUGAGAUAACCACCGACGCUGCCUGGGAUUCCAACGUUCCCGCUGAUACUACUCUAGCGCCUGGCUCGGACGGUACCAACCCAACCAUCGACCCCAACACACCCCUGGACCCCAACGCACCCGAAGGAUCUACUAACGAACCCGGUUUAGUUGAAACCACCAAUCCCGCUGAAACGACCCUCCCUGCUGACCCCAAUGUUCCCGAGGUGACAACUGCUGCCCCUGGCACACCUGCUGAUGUCUCUACCGCCGCUCCUGGAACUCCUGUUGAAAGACCCACCGCUGCACCAGGAACUCCGGGUGAUGGAUCUACCGCUGCCCCUGGUGCUCCUGUUGAGGGAUCUACUGCUGCCCCUGGUGCUCCAAUUGAAGGAUCAACCGCUGCCCCUGGUGCUCCUGUAGAAGGAUCUACCGCUGCCCCUGGUGCUCCUGUUGAGGGAUCUACUGCUGCCCCUGGUGCUCCUAUUGAAGGAUCAACCGCUGCCCCUGGUGCUCCUGUAGAAGGAUCUACCGCUGCCCCUGGUGCUCCUGUUGAAGGAUCAACUGCUGCCCCUGGUGCUCCUGUUGAGGGAUCGACCGCUACCCCUGGUGCUCCUGUAGAAGGAUCUACCGCUGCCCCUGGUGCUCCUGUUGAAGGAUCAACUGCUGCCCCUGGUGCUCCUGUUGAGGGAUCGACCGCUGCCCCUGGUACUCCUGUUGAGGGAUCUACUGCUGCCCCUGGUGCUCCUGUUGAGGGAUCUACUGCUGCCCCUGGUGCUCCUGUUGAGGGAUCGACCGCUGCCCCUGGUGCUCCUGUUGAAGGAUCAACCGCUGCCCCUGGUGCUCCUGUUGAGGGAUCGACCGCUGCCCCUGGUGCUCCUGUUGAGGGAUCUACCGCUGCCCCUGGUGCUCCUGUAGAAGGAUCUACCGCUGCCCCUGGUGCUCCUGUUGAGGGAUCUACCGCUGCCCCUGGUGCUCCUGUUGAAGGAUCCACCGCUGCCCCUGGUGCUCCUGUAGAAGGAUCUACCGCUGCCCCUGGUGCUCCUGUUGAGGGAUCUACUGCUGCCCCUGGUGCUCCUGUUGAGGGAUCGACCGCUGCCCCUGGUGCUCCUGGAUCGACCGCUGCCCCUGGUGCUCCUGUUGAAGGAUCAACUGCUGCCCCUGGUGCUCCUGUUGAGGGAUCGACCGCUGCCCCUGGUGCUCCUGUAGAAGGAUCCACCGCUGCCCCUGGAACUCCUGCCGAUCCCAAUGCCCCUGCUGGAGGUGCUCCUGCUGAUCCCAAUGCCCCUGCUGGUGGAACUCCUGCUGACCCGAAUGCCCCUGCUGGUGGUGCUCCUGUUGACCCCAAUGCCCCUGCUGGAGGUGCUCCUGCUGAUCCCAAUGCCCCUGCUGGAGGUGCUCCUGCUGACCCCAAUGCCCCUGCUGGUGGUGCUCCUGGAUCUGGUGCUGGUGCUGCCCCUGGAACUCCUGCUGACCCGAAUGCCCCUGCUGGUGGUGCUCCUGCUGACCCCAAUGCCCCUGCUGGUGGUGCUCCUGCUGAUCCCAAUGCCCCUGCUGGUGGUGCUCCUGCUGACCCCAAUGCCCCUGCUGGUGGUGCUCCUGCUGAUCCCAAUGCCCCUGCUGGAGGUGCUCCUGCUGAUCCCAAUGCCCCUGCUGGUGGUGCUCCUGUUGACCCCAAUGCCCCUGCUGGUGGUGCUCCUGGAUCUGGCGCUGGUGCUGUCCCUGGAACUCCUGCCGAUCCUAACACACCUGCUGGAGUCAUUCCAUCGAUUCCAUCGCUUCCUGUUGGACCUGGCUCUUGGCCGUGGCACAACCGUCCGAACAUUCCGAUCCUGCCACCCAACUGGAGACCCCAACUUCCGGGACAAAAUGGCGCCGACGCCGGAGCUGGUGCUCCUGGCAGUGGAGUAAACAAUGGAAACGUCAACCCUAUUCCUCCCCGUCGUCCAUUUCCCUUCUGGCCUAACUGGCAAAACUGGGUGAAUGGCUGGCGCACGACCAAGAAGCCAGUAACUGAGACUCCUCCCCAACAGCCCCAAGAGCCUCAGGUUCCCCAGAACCCCCAACAGCCCCAAGAGCCUCAGGUUCCUCAGAAUCCCCAACAGCCCCAAGAGCCUCAGGUUGCUCAGAAUCCCCAACAACCUCAGCAACCAGGACAGUCGGAGCAGCCGAGCAACAACAGUCCCGAGACCGCUGAGAGCGUAGAGCAGGCUGCCCCAGCUCCGCCAGCGUCCAACGAGAACGCCUCCGUUGAGGAGAGCAACAAGGCCUCUGGCGAGAAAUCCAAGGAUAAGCCCAAGUCCAACGAAGACCAGUCCAAGGAGAAGGAGCAGGAGCAGAAGAAGCCCAACUCUGAGGAGAAGGACAAGGACAAGGACAGCAAGGAGAAGGAGAAGGAAAAGUCCAAGGACUCCAAGGAGGACAAGGAGGCCGAGUCGCAGAAGGACAACGAGAGCGAGGACGAGCCAAGCUCCAAGGAGCGCAAGCAGUACAUCAAGGAUCUGGUCAAGAAGCUGAAGAAGGGUGACGAGUGCGACGAGGAGGACAUCUAUCCCGAUGUCCGUGACUGCCGCAAGUACUACCGCUGCGAGGUGAAGAAGUCCGGCAAGCACAAGUACGCCCACCUGCGCUGUCCCAAGAAGGAGCGCUUCGACUGGCUCUCCCAGGCAUGUGUGGACAAGGACGUGGCCCGCUGCCUGGAGAAGUAGGUAGUCGGAGGAGGGUAGAGAACGCCCACCGAAACGGGGAAUCAAAACUGCUGCUGCAUCCGUAUGAUAAUCUCACUCAAUCUAAAUGUAUUCUCUAUAUUGGCAAUGAUAUUCUAUCCUUAAACCUUGGUCCUACCUAAUUUAUUGCAAUUUAUUUUAAAUACAUAUUAAAUAUAU